Messenger RNA from Bipolaris maydis ATCC 48331, 990 nucleotides. RefSeq lists its product as uncharacterized. Gene Ontology annotation, molecular function: 2-oxoglutarate-dependent dioxygenase activity. The record is from RefSeq and is a predicted model, not a curated record. NCBI's taxonomy places the organism in Eukaryota, Fungi, Ascomycota, Dothideomycetes, Pleosporales, Pleosporaceae.
AUGCCUUUCCUCGAUAUUGAAGGUAUCCCAAAGGGUGCCGCCGUUGCUCAGCUCAAGACUAUCAAAUUUUCAGAACUGCUUGAUAGGAGCGAGUCAGAGAUGGAGAAUCUAAUCUCAGCCUGCGAGCACUAUGGCUUCUUCUACCUGGACCUCACGUCCAAUGAAGCUGGCAACAUGAUGCAGGAUCUGAAAGACCUACGAAUUCUCAUGAAAGACUGGUUCAAGCAACCAGUAUCCACCAAGAUGAAGACACCAACUAUCUCGAAUGCUCACGGCUACAAACCAAUUGGUGUUCAAUCUGGUAUUAGCGAGAACACCAAAGAUGGAUGGGAAGCUCUCAAGAUCGGCCACUGUGAACUGAAGGGCAGAUGGGGCCUCCCUCCGGUGGUCACCUCUCACCAGCGAAUCUUUGACGAUUUCUCCGCGGCAUCGCACUACAUCCUCAAGAACCUGCUUGACUGCAUUUCCAGCGGACUUGGCCUGAAGGAUGAGGAGAGCUUGCACAACUAUCACAGGGAUGACGAGCCAUCCAAGAGCACUCUAUACUUUCUCCACUACCCGGCGGCCACUAUAUCCCAAGCAGGUGUGGGUCAGAACAUGCAUACCGACAUUGGUUCUUUGACAUUGCUAUUUGCCCCACAAUGGGGUCUGCAAGCUCUCUCGCCAGACAGUGGAGAUUGGGAAUGGGUGGAGCCAAAGCCAGGCCAUGCUAUUAUCAACGUUGGUGAUACACUCCGUUUCUUGUCAGGAAGGCGUCUGCGCUCUGCCCUUCAUCGUGCGGUACAAAUCGAGGGCGUCGACCGUUCUUCCAUCUCAUACUUCCUUCGCGCUAGUGACAGGACAGAAUUCCGCGACAGCGAUGACGUGAAGACGGAUGCGAAGAAGUGGUAUCUACGCAAGUAUGAGACGUACAAGCAGUCUCACGAGGUCCAACGCACGGAGACCGUCUUGACUGGUGGAAUGAUGGAUGAGUUGGUCGUGGCUCCAUAA